UCUAGCGGAUAUCGCUCAUAGUAACGAAAUACUAAACAGAUCAGCUGGGUUUGCUCUGGCAUUGUCUUAUCUGCAAAAUAAGUCAAAAUAAUAAUAUUUUAAGAGUGGGGAAAGAAUGUAGAAACAAAAAUAAACAGAUGUGCUAAAACAGUGUUCCUAAAGUUUGUGAAAUUUCACCGUGCAUCGCUUCGCAAAACAUACACAGAAAGUAAUCCGUGAUGCAACCCUUAAUAUCCCCAGUUGAUCAUGAAACCAGAAGGAGUUCAUUUCAACGCGCGGAAGAGGACAGGGUGUUCGAAGAUACCCCGCUUAUAAAUAGAUUCCCAAAUUCACAUCGCAGGGAGAGAUAUUUAUCGACCAUCAUCACUGUGGGCUUCCUACUUGGGAUUCUGUUAGCUGGAUUCAUUAUUGGAGUCUAUUUACUUAUUCUCCAAAGUAAUUCAGAUAAUAUAUUGCCGCCUGUAGAGGAUCCGAUUCCACUCCUCAGUCGAGGUCUCGAAGCGUUUCCGCCUUUUGAAGCACAGAAUGUGGUCGUCCUGCAAACUGAUACAAGACAGUGUGUUAACCGCACUGAUUGUAUAGAUUUACUGACGAAUGACUCUCAAAUGGCAAACCAAACACUUCUCUACAAUUACUUAGUGUCGUCUAAUGGUCUGGUGUUUGAAGCUCUUGGAUGGAAGAAAUCGACAUUGUAUGCCGAGCUUUCGCCUCUGGUGGUGGCGUUUAUAGGUAACUUUGAAGUGGUCGCGCCAUCUAUUCUUCAAAUCGCAGCAGCAAAAAACGUAAUUACAAAUGCAGUGGUUAAAAACCGUUUGAAACCAACAUUUAUUAUUAUCGGGAAAACAAUGAAGUAUCCCCCAAAUAAAUUGUUCGAAGCCCUCUCAAAAUUACCACAAUGGCGGCUGACGUAUAAUUAAAUUAUUUAAAAAUCUGAUUCCCUACUUAGGAAAGUCAAUUCAAAUGUCAUUGUUAUGGCCGAUCUCAAAAGUUUUUACGGCGAUGUUAUUUAGUGGUAAACCUUAAAUUUGCUUGAACGUUUUGUCACAUUUAUUUACUUUUCGAGCUUAAAUAACUAACUUUUUUUAAUGGCUUUAAUUUGUGCCAACUGGGCACAAGGUAAAAUAACUUUUUUUUAAACACGGGUAAUAGACGAAAGAUUCCUUUUUUUUGCUAUGGUAAAGACGUUUAUGUCAAAUUCAGAUUAAAUCUCAUCUCUGAGGUCGUUAGUUCGAUUCCCGUCUGUGCACCAAUGGACUUCUGCUCGUUUAUCAAUCACGUUAGACGAAAACGUCACAAGGAAACCGGCUUGCUUUAGAGCCAAAUGUCGACAUGUGUCAGGCACAGGAGGCCUACUUGUCUGUUGACAAAUGAUCUUAAAACAGAUACAGAAAUCUGAGGCUGAGACCGAAAAAGAUUAUAGCGCCACUGGUCGUGCAAGUGAGGUUGACCUGAAUUUAUUUCUGUUCUCUGUUUACUCCCAUUGUCUGUCACUUUCUAAUUUAUACCAAAAUGAUAAAGACAAAAUAUUCAAGAUACUUUAAGGUAAUGUAUGAAAAAUUUGCUAUAUAAAUUAUUGAGAUUCGCCAUAUAUCUUUGUAUGUGAUAUUAUGUUAAAUGUUAUAUGACUGUUUGAAGUAUAUUAGGUUAGCUGAAAAGUUCGUAGUCUGACACAUAAAUCUAACUCAAAUAGUAGUACAUAAAUGACAAAAAUCCGCACAAUCCGCCACAUAUAUAUAAUACAAUAUAUAAUACAAAUAUGUAAUAAUAGGCAAGUUACAUUCACGCUAUAAAAACACUUUGCCAUCAAAAAUAGCUGGCUUUACUAGUAUUACAUUGAUAUGAGUUUUAGUUAGCCUUAAUCUUAAAAAUACUUGUGUAUAAAUUUGAAAACUGUCAUACUAUUUCUUUUUACUAAUAAAAUAUUACGCUUAAUCCCUUUUUGGCGAAAACAAUACACUAUUCAGACUCUGCAUUAGGAACAUCAACCAUUGAGAAGUAGUUUGCUAAGUUUAAACGAGGCGAGAACUGUGGACGGAGCACCCAAAAGCCUGUUGCCGAUAAUAACAUCAAAAAGCGUUCAAAAUAAUUUUGGAUGAAGGAAACGUGAAGUUGAUGAGGUUAGCUCAUAUCAAAUCAACAUGUUGCUAAAUCCUAUAUGAUAUAGUUUAGAUUGAAAUUCCAUUCAAAGUGGGUGCCGCGCGAGCUUUUUUCUUCUCGAGAUUCUGAUUCGUAAUAAAUCCUCGUUACGCAAAAUUUUUGCGCUGAUUAAGAUAUGCUCGCAGAAGCCUGUUUUGAGGCUUUAUAUAAAUUGCACUAUAGAAAUGGUAUCGAAUAUUGAAUAAUCAAAUCAAAUUCUAUCAAAAAACAAAUCCAAGUUAUCCUACGAAGUUUUCAGUCCACCUGGUAUAUUUCUGUCUUUUUAAUUAUAAGAAAUCUAUAAUAUAAUAAAUAUAUAUCUAAUUGUAAGAAAAUUAUAAAUAAAAAUUAUCUUUGAUUCUUCUUUGACCACCGAAUGCCAACCACCUCAUUAUCUAUUGCGUAUUUAAAGUACUCAUCUAACUCUUUUCAACGCAACUUAAAUACAAUGCGAUUGAAAGAGACGAAAGAGUACUUUUGUUUUUAGAUAAGAUCGCUUUCAUGAUAUGUUAGCUCUUCCGAAGGACUCGGCGCUGUGCAUAAUAUGAUUGUGAUAUUAAUUGUAGCGAAUUCUAUUAAUGAUUCUAUUAUUUUAUGAUUUUUAAAUGAAUUUUCGAAUAUUAUUGUGAUAUUUUCUUAUAUUAAUCCAUGAUACAUGUAUUUAUCAAUCUAAGGUAAUUUUAAUUAUGCGGCUGUAACUUUGUACGGAAAUUUCUAUUUCUCCUAUUGUGUAUAAUAAUAUAAAUGUGCCAAAGUUACAUUUAUUUUAUUGAUGUUAUAAUAAUGUUAAGGCAUAAUCUCGUUAAUAUAAAUGAAUAUAUAUUACUUAAGGAAUAUAUUGAAAUAUAUUAGAAAUAUGUUACUAAUUUUAAGACCACAGAAUAGAUGAAUAAAGCGAAUUAGAGGCUGCACGGCUUUUCAGAGCAGUGUUAGCUUAGACUUGUGUAUACGAUUCUCGUUCCUGAGAUAGUAGCUUCCAAGCAGCUGUGCAUAAUGACUUUGCAUAUCCGCACUAAACACUCGAUCUUUCGGUAAUGGAACAUAUCGACUGCAUGUGAUAGGCACAUGAGGCUGAUCAUAGAUGAAACAAAUAUAGAAAUCUGAGACCAAAAACAAGGAUUGCGCCAUUUUAACAAUUGCAACAUCGUAUGAUUUUUUACGGCAGUAUUUAUCUAUUCUGUGUAAAAAAAUUAAACAACUCGUGUAUUUUCUCGCUCGGGCAAUAAUAGUUAAAAGAAAAUUACAUGAAUAAGUUAGUCUAGAUUAGUUAAACCUCUAUUCAUAAAAAAAUAUUGUACUUAAAUACUCUUUUGUCUCUUUCUUUCUUUGAGAUAAGUUCUAAGAGUGGAAAUACACGGAUUUCUAUGAAUAAGGGGAUUUUUUUUUAAAUUGAAUGUGUAGUAAAAUAUUUGUAAUAAAAAUCAAUGUCUAUUAAUACUGAUAUCGUAUUCACGUAUGAAUAAGCUCGUAUACGCUAAAGCCUCUUGCAGUUAGUACUAUUUAUGAUUAAUGUUGUGUCAAUUGGUGUCUAUUACGUCCGUUUAUGCAUUUUUGAAAUAAUGUAGUUCUGUAUUUAUGGAAAAUAAAUGAUGAUAAAUA
This is a messenger RNA of Pieris rapae (cabbage white), 3735 nucleotides long. Its product is annotated as peptidoglycan-recognition protein SB2. The transcript has 5 exons. Gene Ontology annotation, biological process: peptidoglycan catabolic process. Gene Ontology annotation, molecular function: zinc ion binding; N-acetylmuramoyl-L-alanine amidase activity. The record is from RefSeq and is a predicted model, not a curated record. NCBI's taxonomy places the organism in Eukaryota, Metazoa, Arthropoda, Insecta, Lepidoptera, Pieridae. Bases 219 to 917 code for a protein of 232 amino acids.